AUGACUGUGGAUAUCGGUGAAUUGCUGAGUGGGUCGAUCGUUCUGGUCUUACUCCUGACCAUAUUGACCUGCGUCUUCAUCUGGCAGUUCCUCAGCAGCUCUCUGCACAGAUGGACCCAGAUGAAGCCAAUACCAGGGAUAAGUCCAAGCUACCCGUUACUGGGCAAUGCUCUGUCAUUGAAAGCUAAUGCGAGAGGUAAGGUGUAUAUAUAUUUUUUAAUGAGAAUAUUGAGUAUUUUGAAGAAGGGGUGCUUUUAUCAAUUUAGCAUUGGGGAACUUCUAACCAUGAAGACUUCAAUUAUGCCAUCCAUAAUAUUGAUUAAAAAGAUAUGUGAAUACAAUAUCCAAUUUGAAAUCAAUUGAUUAAAAAGAUAUGUGAAUACAAUAUCCAAUUUGAACGGUGAAUCACGUUAAUCUGUUUGUCCCAAAUGUCCUAGAAAUGAGGCUGUUCUCAUUAACACAAUAUAUUGUUUGCAUUGUUGCUGCAUGGAGAUUCGUAGCACGACACCUUCUUCAGACCUUGUGUGACUGUUCAAUAUUUUGGAGGGCCCCCACUUCAAAGAGGUAAUCUGCAGUUCAUACAAAAACAAAGCGGUCAAUAUGCCACUGUUUUGGUAAAAAGCUGAUGGGGCUGGAGAAAUGUAACCACUCUCAACUUUAUAGACAGAGCUAUGAAUUCAAGGACUGAUCAUCCAUGAUAUCAAAAUUAUAGUUUAAACCAUGUUUUAGUUUAACUGGCUGUGAAUAGAACGUUGCUGUGUUAUGAUAGGGAAUUAUCGUCUGAGUAUUUGUGUGUGUGCAUGAAACGAAUGUGUGUGUGUCUAUACCUGUCUGUGUGCAUGUUAACUUUUUCAUUUUACAUUUUAGUCCUUUAGCAGACGCUCCUAUCUAGAGUUACUUACAAUAUUGAGUGCAUAUAUUUUCAGACUUUUUUGUCCUGUGUACUACAUUUUUGUGUGCAUGACACAACAAAAUAUGAUCCCUUAUUGAAUAUCCACGUUUACCUCUCACCUCCUCCCUACUGGUUAAUAAUUUAUCAUUAGCAGCUGGAAUAACAGGGAAAAGUGGGGAACAGGUUAGGAUUAAAGUCCACCUGACAUUAGGUGAAGCCAGCAGGUCUCAGACAUUCAGUCGGAGGUUGUUUAAGCCACGUACUACCCAGAGAUGGCGAUAGUUUUGGGGGCUUACACGUUGGGGCUGCUGGGGGUGAGCCUCUUUGUUUCAAUGCUGACCUACGCCACCUACCAUCUACUCAGCAGUUACCUGCAUAAAUGGAGGGAGAUGAAGCCCAUACCAGAGAUUGAAGGCACAUACCCCCUCAUAGGGAACGCACUGCAGUUCAAAGCCAACGGCGGAGGUGAGAGAGGAGAGGUUAUGAGAAAAAAAAGGCGAUGAGAAGGGUCUUUUGAAGAGGGGGUGCUUUUAUCAGUAUUACAUUUGGGUUCUAACCAGCGGUGUGAAUUUGCCUCCCAUUGGAAUGAAUGGACUUCCUCCGGAACAUAUACAGUUUGAUGCAACCGGUGUGCACGAGGCUUUAAGCCUCAUUCACAUUACAUCUGAGCAGUUCAUUGUGUUGCGCCGGAUGUCAUUCAUUUCAAUGGAGACAGUCCACAAUAGAGUGGUAUCACAGUGGCAACAGAGUGGUAUCUCAGUGCCCCGUUGAGGUUGAAGCAUCUGUUGCGAAACGGAUUCCGCACACGUUAAAUUUUUUCAAACUUUGCGUUGUUUUUAGUGCAGCCAGAGUCCGUCAAUAGAACAGGAAAUUACCAAAUCACAGAAGAAGAUAAAAAUAUGUGGUUUUCGGUGAUGGCUUUAUGGGAUAGCUAGCAACUUGUAAACAAUUACUCAUUCCUAUAAGUGAAUACUAUUUUAAUAGUAAUGUUAAAUAAUACACAGUAGCUGUUAAGCCAAAAUUAUAUUACAUGACUGUUGCCACCUGUUUUAAGUUUAUUGUGAUGGUAAUGACGUUUGUUUUUGAUAAUAAUUAUUAAGUGGAGGUCGCUAGCUACAGUAUCAUCAACCUAGCCUUGCUUUUAGCUAGCUAGCUAGCUGCUAUGUACACCCUUCCUCAUCCCCCUUGCUAUUGGUUAAUCAUUCAUCAUAACUAGUAGCCGGAAUUACAGGGAAAAGUGGGGAAUAGGUCAGGAUUAAAGUCCACCUGAUAUUAGAUGAAGCCAGCAGGUCUCAGACAUCCAGUUGGAGGUUGUUAAAGCCACGUACUACCCAGAGAUGGUGGUCGUUUUGGGGGCUUACACGUUGGGGCUGCUGGGGGUGAGCCUCUUCGUUGCAAUGCUGACCUAAGCCACCUACCAGCUACUCAGCAGUUACCUGUAUAAAUGGAGGGAGAUGAAGUCCAUACCGGAGACUGAAGGCACAUACCCCCUCAUAGGGAACGCACUGCAGUUCAAAGUCAACGCUGGAAGAGAGAGAGGAGAGAAGAAGGGAAGAGAGAGGAGAGGACAGUCGUUUAGGGAGGGGAGCUUCGAACAUUCACUCACUCACUCAUUCAUUCAUUGUCAUUCAUUGAUCUUCCAAUCUACCCACAUAUGUAUUCAUCAGAUAGUCAGAAGCUUGAACUAGUGAAUGACUUCAGAGAGUUCUCUUUCUUUGGUUUCAGAUUUCUUCCGUCAAAUCAUUGGCUACACAGAGCAGUUCAGGGACUCCCCACUGUUGAAGAUUUGGAUCGGACCAGUACCCUUCCUCCUUCUGUUCCAUGCAGAAACCAUUGAGGUAGGCUUAUUAAUCAAAGAAUUGACUUGAAUCAACUUGAUGCAUAACACUUGUAUAUUUUGCAAAGUGUUUAAAUAAGGUGAAACAUACAAGUUGGUGUCACACUUGUUUUGAAACCUCAACAUUUCUGCCUACUGAACACUCCGGAGAUGGAAAUCUACUCUUCAUAAAUAAAGUAGUAAUUCCACCAGAUAAUGGUAGCCUGACAAUCAAGAUAUGGUAACUGCUAUCAAAGCCCAUUAUGCUGCUUUGGGUACAAGUGUGCCUAAGCAAACAGACUGUAUUGAAUACUAGAGGAAGAGUCACAUUUUCCAUAAAAACACAAUUUACUAAAGCAAAAAUAAUUAACUUUGCUUUUAAAAAGUUUGGGUUUUACGUUGAUAUAUAUUUGCUGUUAACUGUCUGUUUGUUGAUGAUGCCAUGCCAAUGACCAACGUUCCCUCUGUGAAAAAUAAAUAAACUAUAUUGUGUUCUAUUUUCUAUUCUAUUUGAUUGUCUAUUUGAUUCUAUUUAUUCUGUUUUAUUCUAAAGACAGUUCUGAACAACCCUGUUCAUAUGGACAAAGCCUAUGCUUACAAGUUCCUGCAACCUUGGCUCGGCACUGGUCUACUAACCAGGUGGGUGUCCCAAAACAGAUCACAUUCGAGAAAGAUCAAACGUAUAUGCAUUUGAGACUACAGAAAAUAUGUAUUAUAAAAGAAAGAUAGGAACGGAAUUCUUAGAUAAGCCUUCGAUAAUUGUGGGGGAAAAACUUCAUUUUUUUAUGACAAAGAUCAAUACAUUCUGAGAAACGUCAAUACUUUCCAAUCAACACAUUGCCUCCAUAUUUUCUGAAAUCCAUCUCUCACACACAGUCUCUCUCUGUAUCACUUGUUCUGCAUCUCCCUCUCUCUGCUUCCCCUCCUUUUCUAUCUGAUUCUCUUUCUUUGCCACCCUCCCUCUGUCUCUCUCUUCCUCAAUAUCUCCCCCCUCCCUCUGUUCCCCACCUCCCUCUCCCCAGCACGGGGAACAAGUGGCGGCGGCGGCGGAAGUUGCUCACCCCCACCUUCCACUUCUCCAUCCUGACGGAGUUCCUGGAGGUGAUGAACGAGCAGGCCGAGGUGCUGGUGGAGAAGCUGGACAAGGUGGCAGGCAAGGGCCCCUUCAACUGCUUCAACCACGUCACCCUCUGUGCCCUCGACAUCAUCUGUGGUGGGUCUGGAUGUGGGGUGAUUCUAGCGGGUCCAAAGGCUCAAUGGGUUAAAAAGAUUUCACAUUCUUGUGGCCAUUUCAAGUCAACUAAAAGAUCUAUCAAAAUUGCAACCAAUCUUGCAAUAAAUAUCUCUGUAUAUGAUUUUCCUUUCAGAGACUGCAAUGGGGAAGAAAAUCUACGCUCAGAGUAACUAUGACUCAGAGUAUGUCCAAUGUGUGUACAAGUGAGUGCCUCGUCCUGAAUGCAACUGUCAUGCCCAGUGUUGUUUUGAAGUAGAGGGUAUCGACGGCCGACCAUUGCUCUCUGUCCCUGCAUCUCUCUCUCUCUCUCUCUCUCUCUCUCUCUCUCUGUGUUUCCCCCUCCUUCUCUCCUUCUGUCUGCACUGUUGGUAGUUGGUUGCAAGUAGUAGCCGUCUUGUACCACGCAUGUUGUUAAACUCUGUAAAUGCUACAAAUAAACAGACGUUUGGGGACAAUAUUCAUUGAGAGAAAAUGUAAUGGAGCGGAAUCAACUUGCAUCAAAUUAAUAUAACUUUCUCUCCCUUGCAUCCCUCCUACUGUCCCCAGGAUGAGUGACAUCAUCACACGGCGACAGAGGAUGCCGUGGUUCUGGCCCGACUUUUUCUACAACUACUUUGGCGAGGGCUGGGAGCACAACAGGAGCCUCAAGGUCCUCCACUCGUUCACCUCCAAUGUGAGUCAUCAGUCAAUCAGUCAAUCAAUCAAAAAGGGGCUUUCGACAAUUUAGCUGCACCCAGGGAAAUAAGCUGUCAUCCAUCAGCCCCCAUCCAUCCAGCCAAGGGCCUGUUCAGAACGAUGGCCAUUACAGAAUGUUCAGAUAGAAAUGUAUUGUGUAGAACAUAAAUGAUUGUCUGUACGAUAGAAUAAGAAAUUCCGUCAGCGCUAUUCAUUCUCUUUCUAUCUGCAACGUUCAGAACGCAUGAUGUCAAAUGUUUUCACUGAAUACACCCCAGGUGAUCUACGAGAGGGCGGAGUACAUUGCCUACGUCGAGUCGGACAGCGAAUCGGACCAGGGCAUGAGGAAGAGGCGGGCCUUCCUGGACAUGCUUCUGAAGACCACGGACGAGGAGGGCAACAAGCUCACCCACGAGGACAUCCAGGAGGAAGUGGACACCUUCAUGUUCAGGGUCAGAGGUCAAAACCUCUAUCACUCCAUGUAGAAUGUAUUACAGAUUUAUCAUUGGUGUUAUUUUUAUUGCCCCCGUCUUGCAGGGUCAUGACACUACAGCCGCAGCCAUGAAUUGGGCCAUUCACCUGCUGGGCUCCCAUCCAGAGGUGCAGAGAAAGGUUCAACAAGAGCUGCAGGAGGUGUUCGGUAAUCCCCCCCUCUUUUCUAACCCUUUAUUUUCUCAACCCUUUACUGCCUGGUGUUGCCGUAUGGCAACAUAUCAUUUCUCUUCACCUCUUGCUUCCCUGAAUGAAAAAUUAUAAACACCAUUGCUUUUUACAGAAGGGGGGGGGGGGGGUGUAGACUAGCCAAUUAUGUGCUUAGGUAAAGUCACAUGACAUGCACCCACAUGGGGCUCCCUUUCAUAAAUGCCAUCCACAUUGUUCUCAUAAAGCAAUCAUUUUUACAUUUCCCCUUCAAUGAAAAAUGUAAACUCAAUCUCAUGUUAGUUAAGAGGUGAUAUUAAACAUUACAUCCAAUUUCUCUAGAAUUUGUUCUUGGGAAAUUGAUCAAAUGCAUUUGUUGGCAAACGGCAACACUGUGUGAUAGUUGAACUGCAAUUCAGUUGAGAGGGGCCAGGCAAAAGACAGUGAAAAUAUAAUUUUCAGAUUUUUUGGCGUAAUAUUGACAUAUUUUUAUAAAGAUAACAUAUAUUUGUUAUAUACAGUGGGGGGAAAAAAGUAUUUAGUCAGCCACCAAUUGUGCAAGUUCUCCCACUUAAAAACAUGAGAGAGGCCUGUAAUUUUCAUCAUAGGUACACAUCAACUAUGACAGACAAAAUGAGAAAAAGAAAUCCAGAAAAUCACAUUGUAGGAUUUGUAAUGAAUUUUUUUGCAAAUUAUGGUGGAAAAUAAGUAUUUGGUCACCUACAAACAAGCAAGAUUUCUGGCUCUCACAGACCUGUAACUUCUUCUUUAAGAGGCUCCUCUGUCCUCCACUCGUUACCUGUAUUAAUGGCACCUGUUUGAACUUGUUAUCAGUAUAAAAGACACCUGUCCACAACCUCAAACAGUCACACUCCAAACUCCACUAUGGCCAAGACCAAAGAGCUGUCAAAGGACACCAGAAACAAAAUUGUAGACCUGCACCAGACUGGGAAGACUGAAUCUGCAAUAGGUAAGCAGCUUGGUUUGAAGAAAUCAACUGUGGGAGCAAUUAUUAGGAAAUGGAAGACAUUCAAGCCCACUGAUAAUCUCCCUCGAUCUGGGGCUCCACGCAAGAUCUCACCCCGUGGGGUCAAAAUGAUCACAGGAACGGUGAGCAAAAAUCCCAGAACCACACGGGGGGACCUAGUGAAUGACCUGCAGAGAGCUGGGACCAAAGUAACAAAGCCUACCAUCAGUAACACACUACGCCGCCAGGGACUCAAAUCCUGCAGUGCCAGACGUUUCUCCUGCUUAAGCCAGUACAUGUCCAGGCCCGUCUGAAGUUUGCUAACAUUUCAAGGUCCUGGAGUGGCCUAGCCAGUCUCCAGAUCUCAACCCCAUAGAAAAUCUUUGGAGGGAGUUGAAAGUCUGUGUUGCCCAGCGACAGCCCCAAAACAUCACUGCUCUAGAGGAGAUCUGCAUGGAGGAAUUGGCCAAAAUACCAGCAACAGUGUGUGAAAACUUUUGUUAUUGACCAAAUACUUAUUUUCCACCAUAAUUUGCAAAUAAAUUCAUAAAAAAUCCUACAAUGUGAUUUUCUGGAGAAAAAAAAUCUCAUUUUGUCUGUCAUAGUUGACGUGUACCUAUGAUGAAAAUUACAGGCCUCUCUCAUCUUUUUAAGUGGGAGAACUUGCACAAUUGGUGGCUGACUAAAUACUUUUUCCCCCACUGUAUGAGUGGAUUAAAAAAAUUAUAAUCUUAUUUAUUUAAAAAUAUAUAAUAUGGCCAGAGUAAAUUAUGCUGAUAGUAUGAAGGAAUAAAAACUAUCAAAUUAUAAUUCAAAUACCUCAUUUAUAUAUAUAUAUAUAUAUAUAUAUAUAUAUAAAACACUGUUUUAAAUGUUAUUAAUAGUUGCAUAUUGUUACCGUUGUCUCAUAGUGUUGCCAUACGGCAACAAAUCAAAAAAUAGUUAGUUAAAAAAACGAAUCCAACAUUUUAUUGCAUAGUUGUAUCAUAAUGCAUGCAGUAGAGUCAAACUUAUUCCAUUGAAGGCCUAGUUUCUGCAGGUUUUAGCUUUUUCCUUUCAAAGGAGCUAGAAACACAAGCAUUUCGCUACACCCGCAAUAACAUCUGCUAAAUAUGUGUAUGUGACCAAUAAAAUGUGAUUUGAUUUAGACAACCAGGUAUGGGGAGAUCCUCAUCAAUGAAGUACAAGGGAGGAGUGAAAACCCACAGCCACUCGGCCCUCCAUGGAAUGAGUUUGACACCUGUGUUAAAGUAUUUUAUUGCACUUGAUUUAGACAAUGUAGACUGGUAAGUGGGAGAGACAGUCCGACAGAAGGAGAAGCUGCUGGGAUUGAACCCUGGUCUCGGAAGCGUAUUUAGAGAAGCUGGACACAUUACCGCUAGACCAUGUGCUCUGCAGGAGGUACUUGGUCAUUCUAACCGCUAGACCAUGUGCUCUGCAGGAGGUACUUGGUAAUUCUAACCGCUAGACCAUGUGCUCUGCAGGAGGUGUUUGGUGAUUCUAAUCCCAUAGUCUCCCGUCACUAUCCGUGACAAGUAUCUCUUUGACAGUAGAUGCAGGUUUGGUUUAGUUACUAUGUUUGAUGACAGACGAACAUCACAUCCAUUCCUGUAUCUCCAUUCAUAGCUGUGUCCGAUUGCCCCAUUACCACAGAACAUUCAUAAUAGGGUGUAACAUCCAUUUUUGUCCCCCCCAUUAAUAGGGUGUAACAUCCAUUUUUGUUCCCACGAUCAUAGCUGUGUCCGAUUGCCCCAUCACCACCGAAUAUUCAUAAUACUGUGUAACAUCCCAUUUUUGUCCCCCCAUUCAUAGCUGUGUCCGAUUGCCACAUCACUACAGAACAUUUAUAAUGGGAUGUAACAUGCAUUCUUGUACCCCUGUGCUCAGGUGUGUCCGACCGGCCAGUAAACACAGAGGAUCUGAAGAAGCUGCGCUACCUAGAAUGUGUUAUCAAAGAGUCCCUGCGCCUGUUCCCCUCUGUCCCCUUCUUUGCCCGCAGCAUCGGUGAAGACUGCCACAUCAGUGAGUGACAUUCAUUUUUUAGGGGGUAGAUCAGCUUUAAUAUUGCAGAUAGAUUGUAACUUUCAUCAAUGUUAUUGUCUGCAUCACUUCCAAUCCCCCAUAUCCCCCCCCCCCCCCCCCACAAAUAUAUAUAUAUAUAUAUAUAUAUAUAUAUAUAUAUAUAUAUAUAUACACACAGUGGGGAGAAGAAGUAUUUGAUACACUGCCGAUUUUGCAGGUUUUCCUACUUACAAAGCAUAUAGAGGUCUUUAAUUUUUAUCAUAGGUACACUUCAACUGUGAGUGAUGGAAUCUAAAUCCAGAAAAUCACAUUGUAUGAUUUUUAAGUAAUUAAUUUGCAUUUUAUUGCAUGACAUAAGUAUUUGAUCACCUACAAACCAGUAAGAAUUUCGGCUCUCACAGACCUGUUCGUUUUUCUUUAAGAAGCCCUCCUGUUCUCCACUCAUUACCUGUAUUAACUGCACCUGUUUGAACUUGUUAUCUGUAUAAAAGACACCUGUCCACACACUCAAUCAAACAGACUCCAACCUCUCCACAAUGGCCAAGACCAGAGAGAUGUGUAAGGACAUCAGGGAUGAAAUUGUAGACCUGCACAAGGCUGGGAUAGGCUACAGGACAAUAGGUAAGCAGCUUGGUGAGAAGGCAACAACUGUUGGCGCAAUUAUUAGAAAAUGGAAGAAGUUCAAGAUGACGGUCAAUCACCUUCGGUCUGGGGCUCCAUGCAAGAUGUCACCUCGUGGGGUAUUAUUGAUCAUGAGGAAGGUGAGGGAUCAGCCCAGAACUACACGGCAGGACCUGGUCAAUGACCUGAAGAGAGCUGGGACCACAGUCUCAAAGAAAACCAUUAGUAACACACUACGCAGUCAUGGAUUAAAAUCCUGCAGUGCACGCAAGGUCCCCCUGCUCAAGCCAGCGCAUGUCCAGGCCCGUCUGAAGUUUGGCAAUGACCAUCUGGAUGAUCCAGAGGAGGAAUGGGAGAAGGUCAUGUGGUCUGAUGAGACAAAAAUAGAGCUUUUUGGUCUAAACUCCACUCGCCGUGUUUGGAGGAAUAAGAAGGAUGAGUACAACCCCAAGAACACCAUCCCAACCGUGAAGCAUGGAGGUGGAAACAUCAUUCUUUGGGGAUGCUUUUCUGCAAAGGGGACAGGACGACUGCACCAUAUUGAGGGGAGGAUGGAUGGGGCCAUGUAUCGCGAGAUCUUGGCCAACAACCUCCUUCCCUCAGUAAGAGCAUUGAAGAUGGGUCGUGGCUGGGUCUUCCAGCAUGACAACGACCGAAACACACAGCCAGGGCAACUAAGGAGUGGCUCCGUAAGAAGCAUCUCAAGGUCCUGGAAUGGCCUAGCCAGUCUCCAGACCUGAACCCAAUAGAAAAUCUUUGGAGGGAGCUGAAAGUCUGUAUUGCUCAGCGACAGCCCCAAAACCUGAAGGAUCUGGAGAAGGUCUGUAUGGAGGAGUGGGCCAAAAUCCCUGCUGCAGUGUGUGCAAACCUGGUCAAGACCUACAGGAAACGUAUGAUCUCUGUAAUUGCAAACAAAGGUUUCUGUACCAAAUAUUAAGUUCUGCUUUUCUGAUGUAUCAAAUACUUAUGUCAUGCAAUAAAAUGUAAAUUAAUUACUUAAAAAUCAUUCAAUGUGAUUUUCUGGAUUUUUGUUUUAGAUUCCAUCACUCACAGUUGAAGUGUACCUAUGAUAAAAAUUACCGACCUCUACAUGCUUUGUAAGUAGGAAAAUCUGCAAAAUCGGCAGUGUAUCAAAAUACUUGUUCUCCCCACUGUAUAUAUAUAUAUAUAUAUAUAUAUAUAUAUAUAUACAGUGGGGAGAACAAGUAUUUGAUACACUGCCGAUUUUGCAGAUUAUAUAUAUACUGCUCAAAAAAAUAAAGGGAACACUUAAACAACACAAUGUAACUCGAAGUCAAUCACACUUCUGUGAAAUCAAACUGUCCACUUAGGAAGCAACACUGAUUGACAAUAAAUGUCACAUGCUGUUGUGCAAAUGGAAUAGACAACAGGUGGAAAUUAUAGGCAAUUAGCAAGACACCCCCAAUAAAGGACUGGUUUUGCAGGUGGUGACCACAGACCACUUCUCAGUUCCUAUGCUUCCUGGCUGAUGUUUUGGUCACUUUUGAAUGCUGGCGGUGCUUUCACUCUACUGGUAGCAUGAGACGGAGUCUACAACCCACACAAGUGGCUCAGGUAGUGCAGCUCAUCCAGGAUGGCACAUCAAUGCGAGCUGUGGCAAGAAGGUUUACUGUGUCUGUCAGCGUAGUGUCCAGAGCAUGGAAGCGCUACCAGGAGACAGGCCAGUACAUCAGGAGACGUGGAGGUGGCCGUAGGAGGGCAACAACCCAGCAGCAGGACUGCUACCUCCGCCUUUGUGCAAGGAGGAGCAGGAGGAGCACUGCCAGAGCCCUGCAAAAUGACCUCCAGCAGGCCACAAAUGUGCAUGUGUCUGCUCAAACGGUCAGAAACAGACUCCAUGAGGGUGGUAUGAGGGCCCGACGUCCACAGGUGGGGGUUAUGCUUACAGCCCAACACGUGCAGGACGUUUGGCAUUUGCCAGAGAACACCAAGAUUGGCAAAUUCGCCACUGGCGCCCUGUGCUCUUCACAGAUGAAAGCAGGUUCACACUGAGCACGUGACAGAGUCUGGAGACGCCGUGGAGAACGUUCUGCUGCCUGCAACAUCCUCCAGCAUGACCGGUUUGGCGGUGGGUCAGUCAUGGUGUGGGGUGGCAUUUCUUUGGGGGGCCGCACAGCCCUCCAUGUGCUCGCCAGAGGUAGCCUGACUGCCAUUAGGUACCGAGAUGAGAUCCUCAGACCCCUUGUGAGACCAUAUGCUGGUGCGGUUGGCCCUGGGUUCCUCCUAAUGCAAGACAAUGCUAGACCUCAUGUGGCUGGAGUGUGUCAGCAGUUCCUGCAAGAGGAAGGCAUUGAUGCUAUGGACCGCCCGUUCCCCAGACCUGAAUCCAAUUGAGCACAUCUGGGACAUCAUGUCUCGCUCCAUCCACCAACGCCACAUUGCACCACAGACUGUCCAGGAGUUGGCGGAUGCUUUAGUCCAGGUCUGGGAUGAGAUCCCUCAGGAGACCAUCCACCACCUCAUCAGGAGCAUGCCCAGGCGUUGUAGGGAGGUCAUACAGGCACGUGGAGGCCACACACACUACUGAGCCUCAUUUUGACUUGUUUUAAGGACAUUACAUCAAAGUUGGAUCAGCCUGUAGUGUGGUUUUCCACUUUAAUUUUGAGGGUGACUCCAAAUCCAGACCUCCAUGGGUUGAUACAUUUGAUUUCCAUUGAUAAUUUGUGUGUGAUUUUGUUGUCAGCACAUUCAACUAUGUAAAGAAAAAAGUAUUUAAAAAUAUUAUUUCAUUCAUUCAGAUCUAGGAUGUGUUAUUUUAGUGUUCCCUUUAUGUUUUUGAGCAGUAUAUAUAUAUAUAUAUAUAUAUAUAUAUAUAUAUAUAUAUAUAUAUAUAUAUAUAUAUAUAUAUAUAUAUAUACAUGAAUUACACAUUCUUAACCAUUAAUGUUUAUUUCAGUCUGUCAUUAAUUCUCAAACUGAUUUAAAUUUACAGGAUUAGGUAUACACUACUUUUAAUUAAUACUAAUUGAUGUACAUAUUCACAAUGGGUGGCCUGUGCCAAAAUGGAAGUUGAACCUACAACCAUGCUUUAUCCAGCGCCUUUCCAUUUCAGUCUUGUUUAGUUAUUUUUUGUGGUUAUGUGUUAAUUCUUCACGUGUACAUUUUGUGGACCUAAUAACCUAACUUGUGUUUCACAUUUUUGCACCUGUAGAUGGUUUCAAGGUUCCCAAAGGUGCCAAUGCCAUCAUAUUGACCUACUCCCUCCACCGUGACCCGCGCCACUUCCCCCAGCCUGAAGAGUUUCGCCCUGAACGCUUCAUGCCGGAAAACUGCGUUGGGAGACAUCCUUACGCCUUCAUCCCUUUCUCUGCUGGACUCCGCAACUGCAUCGGUAAGAAUAGGAAACGUUCAAGAUAUUUAACUAAGUAGCACCAACGUUUUAGAAAAUUGGUAAAUCAACAUCAUUCCAUUUGAGAUGAACGACACAAGAUUUGUCACGUUGAUUUGUAGAAUAUCACUCAGGCUAUAUUUUGUCAGCUUGAAACAUAAACUUUUUACUACGGUGGGCCUCUAAACGUGUGUCCAAUGAGGUUGUCAUCCUCACAUACUCUCGCUACUUUAAUAAUGGUUACAGAUUAAGGUUGAAGACAAUAAGGCAUUUGAAAUAGUGAAAACAAAAUGGACGAUUAAAAGUGUGUCCGAUGAAGAUGUCAUCCUCACAUGCUUUUGUUACAUCCCCCCAGGUCAGCGCUUUGCCAUGAUGGAGGAAAAGGUGAUCCUGGCAUCCAUCUUCCGCUACUUCAACGUGGAGGCGUGUCAGAAGCGGGAAGACCUCCGUCCACUAGGGGAGCUCAUUCUUCGCCCCGAGAAGGGCAUCUGGAUCAACCUUGAGAAGAGGAAGCAGCAGCACUAGAUAAUCUAGGGAACUGUUUGAACACACCAUUCCUUCCUCCCUCCUUUGGGAGUAAUCGCUGAUCUAACACUAAUUGAUAGAUAAAAGUAAAUAGUUCUAGCACAUACUGUAGGAUACAUUCUUAAAGUAUUUAAACAGGGAUGAAUAAACAUACAUAGUUUGAUGCCGUUGCAUUGAUUCUAUCCAGCCAUUACAAUGUGCCCAUCCUCCUAUAGCUCCUCCCACCAG
Coregonus sp. 'balchen' is the source of this 12968-nucleotide messenger RNA. The record is from the annotation of a GenBank genome assembly. Lineage: Eukaryota; Metazoa; Chordata; Actinopteri; Salmoniformes; Salmonidae.